Messenger RNA from Sinocyclocheilus grahami, 1488 nucleotides. It is a transcript of the gene rnf41, whose product is annotated as ring finger protein 41. The transcript is spliced from 7 exons. NCBI's taxonomy places the organism in Eukaryota, Metazoa, Chordata, Actinopteri, Cypriniformes, Cyprinidae. Gene Ontology annotation, cellular component: plasma membrane signaling receptor complex. Gene Ontology annotation, molecular function: ubiquitin protein ligase activity; zinc ion binding. Gene Ontology annotation, biological process: regulation of canonical NF-kappaB signal transduction; protein ubiquitination. Bases 266 to 1219 code for a protein of 317 amino acids. The record is from RefSeq and is a predicted model, not a curated record.
GGUGCAGCAGAUUCAGUCAGACUUCAUCCGCUCGGCUCUGGAAGAGAUAUCAGCCAUCUACCAGAUCACUGCAAAUAUCAGAGGCUCGAAAUCCAGAAAUCACAUUAAGAUUUGGAGGAAUACCGCGAUCUGUGAACAGGGGGAUGUUCAGUCUUGCAUCGUAAGGAAGAUCGCCUUGUCCACCUGACACAUGAGGACGACUCAUUGUACAGGGAUCAUGAGGGCUGUGCUUUCGUGAGAUAUCAAAGGAUUCUGGUAAUGUGCCAUGGGGUACGACGUCACCAGGUUCCAAGGAGAGGUGGACGAGGAUCUGUUAUGUCCCAUCUGCAGCGGGGUGCUGGAAGAGCCAGUGCAGGCCCCGCAUUGUGAGCAUGCAUUCUGUAACGCCUGCAUCACACAGUGGUUUGCACAGCAGCAGAGCUGCCCUGUGGACCGCACUGUGGUGACUCUUGCCCAUCUUCGACCCGUUCCCCGCAUCAUGCGUAACAUGCUUUCCAAGCUGCAGAUCUCCUGUGAUAACGCCGGCUUCGGAUGCACGGCCACCCUUCGGCUCGACCAGCUGCAGUCACACCUCAAGGACUGUGAGCACAACCCCAAACGACCCGUCACGUGUGAAGAAGGCUGCGGGCUAGAAAUGCCCAAAGAUGAGAUGCCCAAUCACAACUGUAUUAAGCACCUUCGCAGUGUGGUUCAGCAACAGCAGACCAAGAUUGCAGAUCUAGAGAAGUCUGCAGCUGAGCACAAGCACCAACUUGCAGAACAGAAACGUGACAUCCAGCUCCUGAAAGCUUACAUGCGAGCAAUACGCAGCGCUAACCCUAACUUACAGAACCUGGAGGAGAGCAUAGAGUACACAUCAAGGAUGUGGGUGAACUCUCUCCAGCCCGCUCGCGUGACCCGCUGGGGAGGAAUGAUCUCCACACCUGACGCUGUCCUCCAGGCCGUCAUCAAACGAUCGCUCAUAGACAGUGGAUGCCCAUUGUCAAUCGUUAAUGACCUCAUCGAGAACGCCCACGAGCGUAACUGGCCCCAAGGCUUGGCUACGCUGGAGACGCGGCAGAUGAACCGCCGAUAUUAUGAAAACUAUGUGGCUAAGCGCAUUCCGGGUAAGCAGGCCGUGGUGGUGAUGGCCUGUGAGAACCAGCACAUGGGUGAAGAUAUGAUUCUGGAGCCGGGUUUGGUUAUGAUCUUCGCUCAUGGUGUUGAGGAGAUCUUAUAGUCUGUACAUAGGUGGGUGCCAAUUAUGAAAAGCAGAAAGGGGUUUACAGAGACUGAAUUGAUUCCCCCCCUCUAAAAAAUUCAUCCCACAAAAAAUAUCAAAACCUCUUCAGCAGUCGUUACCUCAAAUUUGAAGGAAGGACACCGGCAAAGAAAGUUCUCCGCUUCGUGGACCUCCAGCAUUCCCUGUUCUCUUUGCCUUAAAUGGACAUUUUUCAAAAAGUGGACCCUAAUGACAAAAACCAACUUGAAACAUUAUCAGGGAUGAUG